CCUGAUUAGGGUAGCAUGGAGUUGUUUCCUAUUUUGGAGCGAAGGAAUAAGCUGAAUGAUAAUCUUUGGUAUGUCCUCUCCCCGACCAAUAACAUGCAGGUACAAGGAGGAGUGGGCAGUAAGUUGUGUUCACGUGACACUGAUAUCUACAUUACCUGCGGAGCUCAGCCUGACCGGUCCUUUGGAUCCGUCUACCAUCUCUCUCUAGACACGUUUGGACUAGCCAAGUUGCAAGGAGAGUUCGGGGGCCGUUACGAGCACGUGGCUGUGGUCCAUGACAACGAGGUUCUAGUGUUCGGUGGAGCUGACACUUCUGGGAAUAGGAACGAUCUGCAGAAACUGAACUUAGUUGACGGUAGUGUAACGGAUGUUCCAGCAGUAGACGCCCCUUCUCCCCGGACAAUUCACAACAUGGGUGUUAGUGAGGGUCGUGUGCUGGUGUGGGGAGGCGGUGAUACAGGUGCUACUCCCGUCCAGGAUUCAGCGAUACACUCUCUUAAUCUCGGGAGCCGAGAGUGGAGCAAGUACGAAAGCACCGGAGAAGUUCCAGGCCCAAGACACGGUCACGUGAUAUGCUGCGUGAAAGAUAGACUCUAUCUGCACGGGGGUAUGGAGGGAGAGAACAUUCUGGGUGACCUGUAUUCCUCAGACAUAUCAAAGUUAAAGUCCCAGUGCGUAUGGAUGAAGCACGCAAGUUCAGAUAGACAACCAGUGGCACGUGCAGCACACAGUUCCACAGUGCAUGAGAAAUUGUUCUUUAUAUUCGGAGGUUUCACCGGGCAGCAUGCAUUGGACGACCUCUGGAGAUAUGACACAGAUAACGGACUCUGGAGUGAAAUAAUAGUACAGGAGCCCCGCCCACCUCCGAGAUUAGACCUGACAAUCUGCACGGCUAGACUGCCAUUUGACGAAAAUCAAGAAAAUAAACAAGAAUCAGAAGACGCAAGAGCACAAGAACCGCCACCUUUCCAAGACAUCACGUCUAUGCUGCACCAAGCAGCAGAGGAGACAGCCCCGCUGCCAGAUAGUAGCCCCGAGCUUCCUGUAUCAGGGUACCAGGACGUUUUGGUCUUAUUCGGCGGUAUGGAUCUUCUGGGGAAUAUAUUUAAUGAUAUUUACGCUUUCAAAUUGUAAUAUUUUGUAGCUCAAGUGUUAAAUAUGGUGUUUUAAACUUAUUUUGCAUCAUCAAAUAUAAAUCUAAUUUUGGUUUUGGGGAAAGUCGACACAUAAGGUAGCUGGUAUGAAAUCAUGAUAUUAUUUCGGGGGAAGUCAUGGCAUUGCCAGCUGGAUAAUAACUUCGAGGUGACGGCUUUUUCGCACGGGCUACAAACAGCCAAAAUUACACCACUUUGCCUUUUAAAACUUUAUUGUGACUUUUCAGCUCAGCCUUAUUAAACCUCCUACAUUUUCAACCAGAAUCAUAAAAAGGGUAUUAAAACUUUAGUCUUUGUAGUUGCAAAUAUUUGAAGCAGAAGCAGAAAUCCUGCUUGGUGCUUUAACUGUAACUGCACCUUUCAACAAGACAUUCCACAAGAAAUUUCUACUGAAAACACACUGUAGCCCUUUGAUAAUCUGCCACCUAUCGAAUUAGGCCUGACGAAUGUCGAAUAUUAUUGUCUGCAGGUUAACGGUAAUUGAAUUUCGUGUAAUAUUUUCCGAUACUGGCAGGCCAAGUUGUGAAUUCUAUUUUAAAAUCGAGCAAUCGGAAAGCUUCGUUUUACAUAACACCUGGUUAACCUACCUUAUCACACAUGACACAGCUGUUAACUUACAUAAUAAGCUAUGUUUAAGUGUGUGGCUUCACAUUGGUAUUAGUGGAUAUAUUGCAACUUCAGCAUUACAUUCCUAACAGUUACACUCCAAAUACCUUUACUGGCUUUACUGGCCUAUUAUUAUUACAUACCAGUUUGUACGUGCCCCUGUUCGUUACAUUUGUAAGUUACGCUGAAGUUUGUUGUACCCUCAUCAUCAUCAUGGCUGUCCCUCUUGAAUCGUGGAAGGAGUUUGAAAAGCACGUGCUCCACUAUAAAGGAAGUAAGAUAGUAGUGGUGGACUUCUGGGCUGCUUCAUGCGGAGACUGCAUAGUUCUGGCUCCUUUUUUCUACACUCUAGCAGAGAAGAACAAGCAGUGUGAUUUCUACGAGGUAGAUGUGGAGGAAACAACUGAGGUGGCGAACUGGGCCAAGAUAAAGAAGCUGCCGACUAUCAAGUUUUACAAGUACGGACAGUGUAUCGAGACCAUUGAGGGUGGGGCCCAGGGUAAGAUUUCUGCUGCUGUUGCUAAGCAUAAGAACGCUUAGAGUUGGUGCAGGUAGCAGGGGUCUAGGUGACUCUCUUGUAAGGUACUGUGGUGGCAGUUGAAUAAAGUUGAGUGGAUAUGAAGAUUGUUGAGGACACUGUAAUGUUGAUAUGUAGGUUGAAGCUUUGAGCUGAUGACUUCUGAAUUUGGCGCCAAUAUGCUAUAGUAUUUGCUUAAUUUUCUUUAAAUGAUAUUGGAGAGCUGUAGAACUAGAUUCAUGAUAAAACGAUGUUUUGUGUAAAUUAUUCUUGAGUCUUUUUUUUCUAAAACAGCUCAACAUUUUGUUUUAUUUGCAUGGGGAUUAUUCAUUAUUGAUAUCUAUACUUAAAUUAUAAUUCAAACAACUCUGCA
This is a messenger RNA of Bolinopsis microptera, 2650 nucleotides long. Its product is annotated as rab9 effector protein with kelch motifs-like. The record is from RefSeq and is a predicted model, not a curated record. The coding region runs from base 16 to 1134 and encodes 372 amino acids. Gene Ontology annotation, molecular function: protein binding. NCBI's taxonomy places the organism in Eukaryota, Metazoa, Ctenophora, Tentaculata, Lobata, Bolinopsidae. The transcript is spliced from 8 exons.